AUGAGAGCCUCAACGAGACUCUUAUGGAAACUAUCCGUCAUCCUUUUGUUGACAGUAGUUUCCGAGGCACACGUCGAUCCUGAACCAGAUCUCGCAUCCACAGGGCAAAACAAGUGUGCACAUGAUGAAGAAGCAGCUGAUGUCACCGAGUAUACUGCCAGACGUGCAGCAGCCGAAAUAGAACGUGAAACCGCCGAAAUAAAACCACCGCAACAAGGAAAACGUCCGGGUAAAAGACAUGGCGGCGGUGCCAUCCCCCAAGGAGCUGAGAUGAAUUGGCCCGGUAAAUGGGAGUUGUUCAUGAAAAGCUCCGGCGUGUCCGCCAUGCACGCCAUUCUCAUGCCGUUGAUCAACAAAGUCCAGUUCUACGACGCAACCAUUUGGAGAAUUUCCACGAUCAAGCUCCCUCCAGGCGUACCUUGCCAUGUUUACGACGUAAAGGCCAACAAAAUUGAUUGUUGGGCUCACUCUGUCCUCGUCGAUAUCGAAACCGGAAACAUGAGGCCUCUCGCGCUUACAACGGACACAUGGUGUUCAUCGGGAGGUUUAACGGUGAACGGGACUUUGGUUAGCACUGGAGGUUUCCAAGGAGGAGCAAACACGGCAAGGUACCUUGCAAGCUGCGACAACUGCCAAUGGAUUGAGUAUCCGAAAGCAUUGGCUGCAAGAAGAUGGUAUUCAACACAAGCCACUCUCCCCGAUGGUAACUUCAUCGUUGUUGGGGGCCGUGACGCUCUCAACUACGAGUACAUCCUACCCGAAGGAAUGGAGAACAAGAAACUCUACGACUCACAACUUCUUAGACAAACAGAUGAUCCAGAAGAAAACAAUCUUUACCCUUUUGUUUGGCUCAACACCGAUGGCAACCUCUUCAUUUUCGCAAACAACCGUUCCAUCCUCCUCAGCCCGAAAACAAACAAAGUCAUCAGAGAGUAUCCUCAGCUCCCCGGUGGUGCUCGUAACUACCCCGGUUCCGCUUCUUCGGCUCUUCUACCCAUCCGCCUCUACGUCAACAACCCUCCUUCCAUUCCUGCUGAUGUCCUCAUCUGCGGGGGUGCCAAGCAUGAUGCAUACUAUCGUGCCAACACUAAGAAAAUUUACGGUGCAGCCUUGCAAGAUUGCGCAAGAAUGAGCCUCAACAGUGCCAGGCCUGUUUGGAAGAUAGAGCAGAUGCCAACGCCGCGCGUAAUGAGCGACACUGUGAUCCUCCCUAAUGGAGAGAUUCUCCUUGUUAAUGGCGUGAAAAAAGGAAGCUCUGGUUGGGGCUUAGGCAAAGAUCCCAAUCUCUCUCCGACCUUGUACAUGCCUAGCAAACCUUUGGGCCAACGUUUCAAACUGCUCGCUGCUUCCACUAUUCCCCGUGUGUACCACGCCAUCGCCAUCGCUCUACCUGACGGUAAAGUUCUCAUCGGCGGCAGCAACACUAACGACGGUUACAAGUACAACGUUGAAUACCCAACGGAGCUUCGCAUCGAGAAAUUCUCACCGCCUUAUCUUGACCCGGCUCUUGCCAACAUGAGACCAAAGAUUGUGAACACCGCUACACCGAAACAGAUCAGGUAUGGACAAAGGUUUAACGUCAAGAUCGAGCUUAAGCAAGCAAAUGUGGUAAAGGAGAAUGUGAUGGUUACAAUGUUGGCACCACCGUUUACUACACAUGCUGUGUCAAUGAACAUGAGGUUGCUUUUGUUGGGUAUUUCUGAAGUCAAGAAGGAGAUUGGUGAUUUUCAUCAGAUUCAAGCUGUUGCUCCUCCAAGUGGAAACGUUGCUCCUCCUGGUUAUUAUCUUCUCUUUGCUGUCUACAAUGGUGUCCCAAGCAUUGGAGAAUGGAUUCAGAUUGUUUGA
Messenger RNA from Microthlaspi erraticum, 1845 nucleotides. The record is from the annotation of a GenBank genome assembly. Lineage: Eukaryota; Viridiplantae; Streptophyta; Magnoliopsida; Brassicales; Brassicaceae.